GAGAAAAAGAAACGAUAAGGAAAAGCACCCCAGAGAGCAAAGUGCGAACCCAGGCGACCAGGAUGAAAACUUAACUUUAACCCACCAUCUCCUUGACAUCACAUGCCUUUCAAGCGGAUAGGACAUUAUAGGGUGAACAGGGGGGAUGUCUCUCCCUCCCCCAUUCCACGUCCACCGCUUGACACCAGUGUCAAGUGUUUUAGUUUAGUGAUUAAACUACUGGAGACCGUCAAAUGUGACCGGCAAACUCAGGAACCAUCUGCAUCGGGACGACGCAUCGCAUGCGCAUUUCCCUCCCCAAGCCGGUAAGGUCAGUCAAGGCAAGCGAAAUGACGACCUACCAGCCCAGCCUCCCAAGCCUGCACGGUCGGAUAGGGACAUGUGCGUCCAGUGCGUACCCUCUAGUCAGAGCCAGUCUGCUCGAAAUGGAGAAGCUUGACCCACGGGUGUUACAGUCUGUUGCUUGAGUGCGGGUCAACAUGGUGCCAUGGAGGGCGUGUGCGACAAUCCAUACCCAUUUGAAGAGUGGAUUAAUUGCUGUCCGAGUGGACACUAGACCGCGACUUAGCCAGUUAGCCUCCACCGGCAAUGGAUUAAAGGCUAUGCUCCAUCACUAACGGUCGUGCGAUCGCAGUGGAAGAGGAAGAGAUUGGCAUCUGUCUUUAGUUAGCAGGCUACUGCUUUAUGAGUGAUAAAAUGAUAGCGCCUGGCAUCCUUCAUCUCGGUCGGGAUACGUAAGUUCCCCCGACCGCCUAUCAGCAUCACUCUACGAAAUUAAUCCGGUUCCCCAAUAUUAGGCACUUUCAGUAUCCCCGACCGGAACGUGGGAGCUGGCCCCAAGCAUAGAUCAUGGAUCAUGGACGACAUAUGCAGAUGAAAAAGAC
Aspergillus welwitschiae is the source of this 884-nucleotide messenger RNA. RefSeq lists its product as uncharacterized. The transcript has a single exon. Bases 103 to 309 code for a protein of 68 amino acids. The record is from RefSeq and is a predicted model, not a curated record. Lineage: Eukaryota; Fungi; Ascomycota; Eurotiomycetes; Eurotiales; Aspergillaceae.